Podarcis raffonei (Aeolian wall lizard) is the source of this 1619-nucleotide messenger RNA. It is a transcript of the gene SLC25A44, whose product is annotated as solute carrier family 25 member 44. The coding region runs from base 365 to 1423 and encodes 352 amino acids. Gene Ontology annotation, biological process: branched-chain amino acid catabolic process. NCBI's taxonomy places the organism in Eukaryota, Metazoa, Chordata, Lepidosauria, Squamata, Lacertidae. The record is from RefSeq and is a predicted model, not a curated record. The transcript has 5 exons. Gene Ontology annotation, molecular function: branched-chain amino acid transmembrane transporter activity. Gene Ontology annotation, cellular component: mitochondrion.
GAGGGACGAUUGCCGCUCGGUGACUGGCUCGGGCGGGUGGCCGAGAGGCCCCGCCCCUUGGCCCGAGGGCUUUGCCCGGACACCGUGAGGAGAAGCCGAGGAGGCAGAGCCGGAGCGGGGGUCGAACGCGAGGCAGCCUGCUAGGGGGCGCGCUGGGGCCGGGGCCGCUGCCUGGGGCCAGGAAGAGAGUGGCUCCUCAGGGGACGGGACGGCCCAACCGCCGCCAGGAGAAGGUUGGUGUCAGGAAGGGGAGAACUCUUGACAGUUUGGCAAUAGCUGGGAACUCAACAUGCAUGGGGAGAGGAUCUCAUCUUUGCCCGCAAAUCCUCGUGCACUACAUGUUCAGUAAAAGGGGGCGCCAGCCAUGGAGGACAAGCGCAACAUCCAGAUCAUUGAGUGGGAGCACCUGGACAAGAAGAAAUUCUACGUCUUUGGCGUCUGCAUGACCAUGAUGAUCCGGGUCAGUGUGUACCCCUUCACGCUUAUCCGGACGCGGCUGCAGGUCCAGAAGGGAAAGAGCCUCUACAACGGGACCUUUGACGCUUUUGUCAAGAUCCUGCGGGCCGAAGGGGCGGCUGGGCUCUACCGGGGCUUCUUGGUCAACACCUUCACCCUGAUCUCAGGCCAGUGCUACGUGACGACGUACGAGCUCACUCGCAAGUACUUCUCUCAGUACACCAGCAGUAACGCGGUCAAGUCUCUAUUGGCCGGUGGCUCAGCCUCCCUCGUGGCCCAGAGCAUCACAGUGCCCAUCGAUGUGAUCUCCCAGCAUUUGAUGAUGCAACGGAAAGGCGAGACCAUGGGCCGGUUCAGAGUGCAGACCCACGAGGGGAAACGGUUCCCGGUCUUCGGACAAACGCGGGACAUCAUCGCACAGAUCUUCAAGGCUGACGGGCUGAGGGGGUUCUACAGGGGCUAUGUGGCCUCCCUACUCACUUACAUUCCCAACAGCGCCGUCUGGUGGCCCUUCUACCAUUUCUAUGCAGCUUUCCAGCCUGACACCCAAGGACUGUCCACACUUGCUCCUCCAAGCCAUAUCCGGGCCAAUGGCCGCUGCAACAGCUUCCACUCUCACCAACCCCAUGGAUGUCAUCCGGGCUCGCGUGCAGGUGGAAGGCAAGAGCUCCAUUGUUCUCACUUUCAAGCAGCUGGUAGCAGAGGAAGGGCCUUGGGGCCUGAUGAAAGGCCUCUCGGCCCGCAUCAUCUCCGCCACCCCUUCCACCAUUGUCAUCGUGGUGGGCUACGAGACUCUGAAGAAACUGAGCCUCCGUCCAGAGUUGGUAGACUCAAGGCACUGGUAGCGAAACUGGGGAAGGGGGAGUCGGACUUGGUUGUAAUCUCUUGGACCAUUGGCAUGGUUGAAAAGCCACCAAAAAGUGAGCCCGGAGAGCUUUCUAACAAGUAUUUGUUAGUGAAGGAUUAAAUGCAAAGGACAAUAUAUAAAAAGUCCCCUUCCCCAGUAUUUGUCUACCCCUUUGGAUUGAUUGCAGCAUUCUGUAAAAGAAAGCACCUACUGUAAAAACUCCUUGCUCAUAUGUGAAGGAACCCCGGCGCCUCUUCUUUUUUCCUUUUUGAAUUAAAAGGAAACACACCACAACUAAACGAAUGAAGCAAAACAA